AUAUAAAUUAAACUUAUGAAAUUUUUGAAACUCCAUCAAGAGAAAAUCAUGAAACUCCAUUAUUUCAUCUUAUUCUAUGUUGCAGCAACAAUAUUAUCAAGUCUCUCUCACUUUGCACAAUCAGAAAAUGAUGGUUUUAGCAUUGAACUCAUUCACCCUGACUCACCAAAAUCACCAUUCUACAACCCUGCCUUAAAUCAAAGGCAACUAAUGAAAAACGCGUUAAAACGUUCCAUCAAUCGGGCAAAUUACUUAUUGUCAAAUUCUCAACUAUCAACUUUGAUAAUUCCUGAUAUUAAGGGAUUAUAUCUUACAAAAAUUUCAAUUGGAACGAAACCAAGGAACAAACUAGCUGUCGUUGACACCGGUAGUGAUCUUAUAUGGAUACAAUGUGAGCCUUGUAUCCAUUGCUACAAGCAAAAAACUCCGAUUUUUAAUCCAAAAGAUUCUUCUACAUACAAAUCAAUUUCUUGCAACUCGACUCGAUGCAAGAAUCUUCCUGGAAGCUCUUGCGACCCCAAGAAAAAGACAUGUUUAUAUUUUGCUGGUUAUAACGAUCAGUCGUUCAGUUCUGGUGUUCUGGUGAGUGAGACAUUCACAUUCGACGAUGCAACAAAUAUUACUCGUCGAAGGAGAUUGUCCGUUUCUAACAUAACUUUUGGUUGUGGAAGGAGAAAUUUUCUCGCUAUAGGUGAUGUUGAACCAACUGGAAUUAUUGGUCUUGGGGCUUCACCUUUUUCACUUGUGUCCCAAAUUAAAUCAAAAUUUGGCCAUAGAUUUUCACACUGUUUAGUCCCAUUGAACCAAGUGAAUGUGUCUAGCAGAUUGAAUUUUGGAAAAAAAGCUUUGCUUUCUUCAGGUAAGCAUGUGGUUUCAACCCCAUUAUUUAUAAAACCUCCAAAAGCUUAUUAUUUCUUGAAAUUAUUAGGAAUUACCAUUGGGAAUAAAACACUUAGGUUUAAUAAUAACUCAACAAAAAAUCUUCACGAGGGGAACAUUGCGAUAGACUCAGGGACCACAAUUACAUUUUUACCAACACAUUUAUAUUCAAAGAUGAAAAAGACAAUAAAGAGCGAAAUAAAUUUGAAGCCUUUAAAAGGCAGUGCAACUCAAUUCUUCAAGUUGUGUUACAGAGGGUUGCGUGUUUCAGAUGUUCCAUUGAUAAGGUUUCAAUUUCAAGAUGCAGAGGUGAAGCUGAAUGCGAUAAAUAGUUUUAUUAGUAUCGGAGAUGGAGUUGUUUGUCUUGCUUUUGCCCCAACUAAAAAUUUGCCUAUAUUUGGCAAUGUAGCACAAACUAAUUUCUUUGUUGCCUAUGAUCUUGACAAGAUGAAAGUUUCUUUUAAACCCAAAAAUUGUGCCAAAUUGUGACGAGGUGUAUAUGUAUCAUGUGGAAGUUCGAUAUCUAAAGUAUGUUAUUUGAGCGUCAAAUAUUGAUAUGUUA
This is a messenger RNA of Lycium barbarum (goji berry), 1441 nucleotides long. Its product is annotated as aspartic proteinase CDR1-like. NCBI's taxonomy places the organism in Eukaryota, Viridiplantae, Streptophyta, Magnoliopsida, Solanales, Solanaceae. Gene Ontology annotation, cellular component: extracellular region. The coding region runs from base 16 to 1368 and encodes 450 amino acids. Gene Ontology annotation, molecular function: aspartic-type endopeptidase activity. Gene Ontology annotation, biological process: proteolysis. The transcript has a single exon. The record is from RefSeq and is a predicted model, not a curated record.